AGGAGAGAGGGAAGUGGGGUGAGACCGGCGCGCAGGCGGUGGAAGCCUCCGCCGCCCUGACCGCGCGGGCCGCAGCCCUCCCGCCGCGCCGCCCGCGAUCACACACUCCGAGCGCCUCCGCCGAAACCCAGGCACCGAAGCGGGAGCUGAGGCGGCGCCACGCCAGCUGCAGCAGCAGAGGCAGCGCGGGCUCCCUCCCCAGUGCUGCUCAGCCGCCGUGCCCGGGCCCCAAGGUGCGGUGGGGCGCAAGUUCCCGCCAUGAGCGGCGGGCUCCGCGGCUCGGGAGACUCGCCCCAGGCUAAGCGCGAUCGCAGCGCCCCGCGGCUCCGCAGCGCCUAAGGUCGCUGCUCGCAGGUCCCGCUACUGCAGCCGCAGCUGCCACUCGCGUCCGGGCCGCCGCCGCAGCGCCGCCAGCAGCAUGUCUCGAAGGAAGAUUUCGUCCGAGUCGUUCAGUUCCCUGGGCUCCGACUACCUGGAGACCAGCCCCGAGGAGGAGGGGGAAUGCCCCAUGUCCAGGCUCUGCUGGAACGGCAGCCGGAGCCCCCCGGGGCAGCCUGAGCCUAGAGCGGCCGCAGCUCCGGCCCCCGCCGCCUCCGCGGUCGCCUCCGCCGCUAACGCCGGGGCCAGGAGGGCGCAGCGCCGGAGGCGGGUCAACCUGGACUCGCUGGGCGAGAGCAUCAGCCGCCUGACGGCACCCUCGCCUCAGACGAUUCAGCAAACUCUCAAGAGGACAUUGCAGUAUUAUGAACACCAAGUUAUUGGUUAUAGGGAUGCAGAAAAGAAUUUCCACAAUAUCUCUAACAGAUGCUCCUAUGCAGACCAUUCCAACAAAGAGGAAAUUGAAGACGUCUCAGGAAUUCUUCAGUGUACUGCUAAUAUACUCGGUUUGAAGUUUGAGGAAAUUCAAGAAAGAUUUGGUGAGGAAUUCUUUAAUAUAUGCUUUGAUGAGAAUGAGAGAGUCCUUCGAGCUGUGGGUGGCACGUUGCAGGACUUUUUUAAUGGCUUUGAUGCUUUGUUGGAACACAUUAGAACUUCUUUUGGAAAACAGGCCACUCUGGAGUCACCAUCAUUCCUAUGCAAAGAGCUUCCUGAAGGUACUCUUAUGCUCCACUACUUCCACCCUAACCCUACUGUGGGCUUUGCGAUGCUGGGUAUGAUUAAGGCUGCAGGAAAGAAGAUCUAUGGGCUGGACGUGGAAGUGGAACAGGUUGCAAGCGAGAAAUUGUGCUCUGAUGGCUCAAACCCAGGCAACUGUAGCUGUCUUACUUUCCUCAUCAAAGAAUGUGACAAUACUCACAUCACGAAGAACCUUCCACAAGGAACCUCCCAAGUUCCCGAGGAUCUCCGAAUUAGCAUCAACACCUUCUGCAGAGCCUUCCCUUUCCACUUGAUGUUUGACCCCCACAUGUCAGUCCUUCAGCUGGGGGAAGGCCUGAGGAAGCAGUUCCGAUGCGACACUCACAAAGUGCUCAAGUUUGAGGACUGCUUUGAGAUUGUGUCUCCAAAGGUGAAUGCCACCUUCGAAAGGGUCCUGCUGCGACUGUCUACCCCAUUUGUGAUUAGAACCAAGCCUGAAGCUUCUGGCACGGAAAAUAAAGACAAGGUGAUGGAAGUCAAAGGACAAAUGAUCCAUGUCCCAGAAUCAAAUUCCAUUUUAUUCUUGGGCUCUCCGUGUGUGGACAAGUUGGAUGAACUCAUGGGCAGGGGUCUGCAUCUCUCAGACAUCCCGAUCCACGAUGCCACCCGAGAUGUCAUUUUGGUUGGUGAGCAGGCAAAGGCCCAAGAUGGCUUGAAGAAGAGGAUGGAUAAAUUAAAGGCAACUUUAGAAAGAACUCACCAGGCACUCGAAGAAGAGAAAAAGAAAACAGUGGAUCUCCUCUAUUCUAUUUUCCCUGGCGAUGUAGCUCAGCAAUUGUGGCAAGGGCAGCAAGUGCAGGCCAGAAAGUUUGAUGAUGUCACCAUGCUCUUCUCGGACAUCGUGGGCUUCACAGCCAUCUGUGCUCAGUGUACCCCCAUGCAGGUGAUCAGCAUGCUGAAUGAACUGUACACCAGAUUUGAUCACCAGUGUGGAUUUUUGGAUAUUUAUAAGGUGGAAACAAUAGGUGAUGCAUACUGUGUUGCUGCAGGACUCCACAGGAAAAGCCUCUGCCACGCUAAGCCCAUCGCUCUGAUGGCUCUGAAGAUGAUGGAACUUUCAGAAGAGGUGCUGACACCUGAUGGAAGACCAAUUCAGAUGAGAAUAGGCAUUCACUCAGGCUCUGUGCUGGCUGGAGUUGUUGGGGUAAGAAUGCCCCGAUAUUGCCUGUUUGGAAAUAAUGUUACUCUGGCGAGCAAAUUCGAAUCGGGAAGUCACCCUCGGCGCAUCAAUGUCAGCCCAACCACUUACCAAUUAUUAAAACGGGAAGAAAGUUUCACAUUCAUCCCUCGGUCCCGUGAAGAGCUUCCAGACAACUUUCCAAAGGAAAUCCCUGGAAUCUGCUAUUUCCUGGAAUUAAGGACUGGUCCUAAACAGCCAAAGCCUUCUCUUUCUUCAUCGAGGAUAAAGAAGGUCUCGUACAACAUCGGCACCAUGUUCCUCCGGGAGACCAGCCUCUGAGACCUGCUACAGAUCAAAGACUCCUCCAAAAGCACAAGCCCAGAUCAUGGGUCACGACAGGAGUGCGGAAAGAGAUUCUCUUUCACUGCUUUGUUGAGAACACACAGCAGAAUUUAUGUUAUGUCAGGCAAUAAUCCUAGAAAAAGGUGGGUGAUGACUGUCAGAAAAACUGGAGGGUAGGGGGAGGAAUCAGGUGUGUCCAUCCAUAUGAGUGUUUCUUGUCAUAUAUGUAUUUUAAUAACAAGUACGGGCCCCCUUUCCAAACUAACCAAUAAAUAGACUUCAUGUUUUUGUGUUUGUCACACAUACAGGUAUCUUUCCCUAUGCAUUUGUGUCACUCUUAAGAGCCAGUUUUGAUUAUAUAUUCUUACAUUUAGUGAGAUGGUAUGUGAAGAAUAUUUUCUAAUUUUGUGCUUCUGAACAGACAUUUCUUAUGUAUAUCAUGGCAGUGUGGUAAACUUCCCAGCAGGAAGAACUGUAACUCAGCAAACUAUUUUAGGAAUAUUACCUAUUUUUAUACAUAUCUCUUCUAGAUAAUUACAUUUCACAUAACAUUUUCAGAGUCUGCUACUGUAUGGUUGGUACAUUAUGUAACUCUAACCUAUUAAUUGAAUAUAGUUUUACUCAUUAGUGCUUAGAUUGAGAAUACAUAUGACCAAGGAUUUCAGAUAAUGAGAAGGCACUGUACGUCUGCUUAGAAAAUAUAUCCUUUAGAUUUGAUUAUUGUAGCAUGUAACCCAGAGUUAAUGGAAUUUCCUAAUAGAGGAUUUAUCUAUAACCAAGAUUGAAGAAAGGUCUUUCUGCCAUCUUCCAGCAAAUACCAGUCAAAACAAAAUGCUCUUUACACCGGGCACUUUUCAACUUAGCACUUACAAAUACAGGUAGUUAUUACAAUGUACUAAACUGCAUUCUAAUGAAGGGUAGCCUACUAAGUGACAUGGCAUACUUCCCCACCCCCUUCAUGGCGGGUGACUCUUAAGGCUGCUUUUGGGAGCAAAUUCCUUGAUACUGGCAGCAGUGAGAAAGGUACAGGGAAUUUUGCCAACAAUGUGUUUUCUUCUUGCAUAAUAAAAAGCAAGGAAAUAAACCCCGUAUUUUAUGGCUUUCAGUUUAAAAAACUGUUUUUUCAGUUUGAUUGAUUUACCUUUUAAAUUCAGUGAAUCACCUCCAGACCACUGGAGUGAGUCUAACCCUUACACUUAGUAAUCACCAUAGUUACAGGUAGGCUUCCAUCUCAUGUUCUGCUAAAAUGAAGGCCAGUUCCCAAUAAUUAGCACUGCAUGAAAAAUUAUUACAGAUACACCCUGAAAUUUGGAGCACAGUGUGUCCAGGGAUUUGCUAUUUUGAAUCAGAUGUAAAACCCAAGUUUCUAUUAAGGCUAAUGAGCAGGAAACAUUUGUUUCCUUAAAAUCUUAGGGUAUCCAUUUUCUUAUUCUAGUAGGUACACUCAUUAGUAGCUUAUGUCUAUUGAAUAGAAUAUAUUUCUUCUGGUCAGAGAUUUUGGCUGCAUUAUGAUUUUGUUAUGAUAUAACUCAGCUAAAGAGCAUAUUAACUACUGUCAGGGUCGUCAUGAGGCUGAAUUAGUGUUUUUAAGUUCUCCAAGUGUGUAACUAGAAAACAUCAACAGGCAUGCAAAGUAUCUGUUACAAUGGUGAUCACUUUAAUAACUGUUGAACUCCAUCUAGCCCAGGGGCUUAUGAGGACUCCAGGGUAACACUCUUCAUGUGGGACGGGACCUAGACAUGGAACUCUGAAUCCUUGCCUGUCUCUCUCUCUUCUCUGAGUCUAGGUCUCUGUUUUUAACCCCCUGGGGUAAGAUGGCCAGGGGGUUUAUGAGAGGCUGUGUAGGCUGAGGACAAGGUGCUCUCAUGGGAGUAAUCACUCACAAAAGAACUCUUCAGGGCACUUGGAGAUUAAUGCACUUCCUUCAUAGGGAACAGGGGCAAGUGGUACAGCCCUCAUGCCGAGAACAGGGAACCCCCAGCUAUGUUGGUGGUCUCCUUAUAGUGUAGGAGCAUGGGGAAGAACCCAGCUCACUGAAGUCAUUUAUGCUUAUUCUGCACAGUAGCUACGAGUUUAUUAUGAUAUGGUGAAUCAAUAAAUGUUUUGGCAGUAAUCAAUGUAUAAUGUAUAACCAUAAGGCUGAAAGGCACUUCCAGGAAUCAUCCAAUCUGUUUCUCUGCUUCUUGUAAAGAUCUGUUUAGGUGACUAUUCUAAACAUAUAGUUAUUCUCUCUAUACUUAUGAUCACCUAUGGGAGCAUAUUCUAAAAGCAUCACUGGAAAUUCACUUUAUUAUCUGGCAUGGUAAUAGGGCCCAAAACAAGAAUUGUAUAUGCAUUAAGUAUGUCAGAAGAAUAACAAACUCUUUCUUAGUUUAUAUGAUUUUACUUAGAGAAGAAGUAGCAUUUACAUUUUCAUAAAUGUCACAAUGAAGAAUAUGCCAGAGACCUGUUAAAUAUCACAGACAUGAUAUAAACUACAUUUUUCAUGCAAUAUAAUCUACAUGUAUCUUUAAAGCUAUAGCCUGAGACAAUGGUUCAAUCUGUUAGCAUUUUGCCAAUUUAGUACAAUUAAUUAUUAUAGUUACACUGUUGCUAUAUAUGUUUGCAAGGUAUAGUUUUAAAUGGCUGUUCACUCUAGUUGUAGUCAUAGAAUUUAGAAGCUGUGAAAAAGCAUCAUAUUUUUGUCUUCCAUAUUUCCAUUAGCAAUUGUGGCUAUAACAAGGGGUGGUAGUUGUUGUUUCAUCUGACUAACAUCUACACAGUCUUCUCACCUACAAACCACUACACCCAUCAUUCACUUUAGCCAGGCAGAUUAAAAGGAAUUUAAAUGGAUGCACCAUUGAAAUCAAGUGGUAUUAAAUUAGGGAAAUGGCUUUAACACACUCUACAAGGGAUACUUUAAAUAUAACUUGGCACUUGUAGCUCUUGUUUUAGUGUUCUUUCAAGCAAAAGAUCAGAAGAAGUCACUUUAUCACGAGCUAUCAAGACCACAGCUUUUCAGUGGCAUCAGCAUGAUUGUGAUGGAGACGAGGUCAUCAUCUGGAAAUAAGUCAGUUAUCUAACAAAGUCAGAACCCCCCAUGUGUACCCAACACGUACUGCACAGUAUGUGCUUUGUGAACCUUAAUAGGUAAUGCCAGCCAUAAUUAAAAAAUAAUACUUGAUGCCUAGAGAAAUGCUGUGUAAUGUGGUGUGGAGAAGGAUCCAAAUGUUUAAAAUCUUCCCUGAUAUUAAUUUCUUCUCUUAUGUUUUAAAUUAUUUGGGGUUUAGUUUUUAACCCCUGACUACAUGGCUGUCAGUGAGUGAUGACCUGCUGAGACAGACACUGGUGGCUGAGACUGGAGAGAGGUCUGUGGACCCAAUACUUCCUUGUGGCCUCUCAUAGUCUCACUGUUGUUCUGCUUGUCUGGUGACAAUGGUAUUGAGACCACAGUGUUUUAUUAUGAAAAUGUAAAAGUGUGUGCUUCUCCUAGAAAAACAGAGCAGAACAGGACAACCACCUAAACUAAAGUACUAAUUUACAAGUGCAGCAAAGCUUUUAAUUCUACAAAUUCCUCCAAAGAGCUCCAGCAAUAAAGCAAAACUAAAUUGAUAGGUACAAAAGGCAAAGCUACAGAGGAAUUGGAGAACCACCAGACUCUGUUUUAUACAGAAUCAUAUUGCUACCAGUUCAAAUAAUGUGUUUGGGAUUGUGAGGUAUGAAGAGGGAGCACAAGAUUGUGACCAUCAUUAAAUAUAUUUCAGGAAGGCUCUCUGGGUUGAGGGCAGGUGUUGUGGAUUAUCAGGGUGGAGAGUAAAACUUCUACAAUGGGUAUCUUGUUGUGCAUUUUGAGCACUGCUUAGCCCAUACCCAGACCCUCUCUUACUCCAUGCUGCCACUGGAAACCAUCCUGCCCACUCAAGCCCAGCCCCCGUGAAACACUGUCCUCUGUACCUCUGAACCUCACAUGGGCACCGAAAGAGUUUCUGAGGCCUGUUUCAGGCUGGUAGAAAGAUUCACACUUCAGGCCCAAACAACAGCGCACUUCUGAAGCGAACUAACCAUCCCAGUUGUGCUGGGGCACUGUUGAGAUCAAAGCUCCUCUCUGCUUUUUCUUCAAAAUACAAUCUGACUCCAAGCAUCUGAUAUAACUUCAUUGAACAUUCCUUUGAAUAAAUUAUACAUGACUUUACAUAGGCUGUGGGUGGCACCAGAUGCUGUUCAGCCAACAAUACAAUACCUAUAUGGUCGAGACCAACAACCAAGUCUCAUGUUAUAACCUGGGUACUUCUAUGAUGAGAUUACAGAUCUUGAACUAUAAAAACUGUCAUUUCAGAGGCUUCUAUGAACAUGUGUUAUGAGAUACAGCCUGAAAACCAUGACACAUGAGAGGCUGACUUAUUAAAGUUUAACAUAUUCCCUUCUGAGUGAUUCUUAUGGGUAGCUCUGAUAUGAAUAUGCAUUUUCUGAUGUCAAUAUACUUAAUUCACAGCCAGCUGAUUUAACAUACACAUAAAUUAUGUUAAAAUGAACAAAUUUUAUUGUUAAAUGUGUAAAUUGAUCCCAGCUGUGGACUCAAUUUCAAGAUCCUUGUGGUGGGGGCUGAAGAACAGACACUGAUACUAUCUACAGAUUAACAUACAUCUUGUCAGGAUAUAUUAAAAUAGUGUGCAAAAUUCUUUCCUCACGCUUGAUUCAAACAAUUGAAACCUCAGUAUUGUCCUACCACUUUUAUUGUUUCUUUUCCUCCUUUGUCUCUUCUUUCCUCCUUCUUUCUUUCAUUGAAAGAAGUCAUUGCUAUAUUUAUAACAUAGACAGAAUCACAGUCAAUCUCAUGUUGUAAAAUAGUUUGUUUUUUAAAGUAAUGAAUAUUCUUGUGUGUGUGUGUUGAACAUAACUACUUCAAGGUUAAAAGGAGUGGCAUUCUGGGAGGAAUUGAGAUGUAGGAAAGUUAAGUUAGUGUCUUUAUUUCUAGUAUGUUGUGACUGAUCAGUCAAGUAUCUCAUUGCCAUCCCAUUUGUGUUAAGAGAUAAUACUGUUCAAUGGUUCAACUCAUCAACUUGGCAGUAUCUGUCUGGUUUCAAACAAAUUACCAAGGAAGGUUUUAGGAAUACAAAUUGCUAGGCUUUACCUUCAGAGAUUUGGAUUCAGUAGGUCUCAAGUAUGACACAGUAAUCAUAGUUAGAAAAUCACUCUAGGUAAUGCUAAUAUAUAGCCAGAUUUGGAGAUCAUCAAAAAGUAUUAAAAUAAUCUCAAUUACUAGGAAUAAAUACAAGUUGACUAAGACAGCAAUAUAUUAUUUUAUUUGUAGUUAUUUUGAAAGCUAAAUAUUCCAAGCUUCAUGGCAUUAUUUUUUCACAAGUUUUAAUUUUAGCUUUGGUUUCAAAUUUAUUGUCUACUUUUUGAAUCUGAGUCUUCAAAAUUAUUAGAGAUAGAAAUCAACGCUGAUGAAUAUGGCUCACUGUAGGGCUAGUAGGCAUACUGGACAUGGUCCUGUUUUGUUAGUUACUGCCUGGAGUGUGCAGUAGUACAUCACAAUAUUCAUUGAUCCUCAUCAUCAAGAUAUCAGCUAUGAACUUUUGUACAAAGAAGCAAAUGUCAAGUGAUAGCCUUAUUCCGAAUGCUUUAAUGUUCAUGUUAUAAAAAUCAGCUUAAUAUUUAGUCUCACUCUGUACUUUUGACGUCAAACUGUACAUUCAUCUAAAAAGGAUUCCCUAGCAAUACCUUGCAACAACCUUUUAAGCAAUAAUUUAAGCCAUGAUGGUGUUACCAUCUGAACCUUGCACUUUUGUGCAUGUCAUAGAGCUUUUAGGGAAAUAGAGACAUGUUCUAUAUAAGCAAUAAUCUGCUGUGAACUUUGAAAGAAUAUUCACCAUUUUACUACAGUAAAAUGAGGAGCAAGUGAUAACUCAGAUAAAAAUCAAUUGAGAAAAUGACAUACUUAAUCUGUUCUCUCAGAAGUCUUUCAAUUGUACACAUGCUUUAAGGCAAUUAAUAUACUAUCAAAUUAUUUCUGUUGUAUAAUUUUCAAAAUACCUAUGAUAAUAUUUCUCUAAAGAAAUGCAUAUGUAUGUAAUGUUGCCCAAAUUUUCAGAUCUUCACAGUAUAUGAUACUAAGGAGCAGUUAAGGACUGAUAUUUGAGAAGAAGCAGAACACAUGUUGGAUGAGUUGACUGAGAAUGUAGGCUUUACGAAAAUACAGAUGGGUCUUAGGACAAUUAAUGCAACUGUAGCUUUGAUAAGGUUUUAGAAGAUGAAAGAUUAGAGAUAAAAGAAGCUUAUUACCACUGUUUUCUAUGAAGACAAGUGUUUAGUAAGUGUAAUAGUAUUUUGUUUUCAGAAUAUGGUUGAAAAUCGUAUGUAGUGUAAUUAAGAAACAUCUGAAAAUGAUUUUGUAGUCAUAUUGAACAUAAUCUGCUCCUCUUAGCUAUUUUGAUAAUAGUACCAGAGCUUGCAGAUUUCAAAGAGAAUAAUUUAUAUAGUUUUACUUCUUAAAAUAUAAUUUUAAUCAAAUGUGGCAUAGUGAAUAAUAUUCAGUCUUUUGAUAGUUAAAUUACCCUUCCAUAAUUUAGAAUAAUGUAUUAGGAUUACAGCUAAAAGCAACUCAUGAACUUAUGUUACAUUAAGGAUCUUCUAAGGAACAGAUUAUUAUCUAGCAAAUCCUAUGAGCUUAAAUCUAUUCUUAAGCCUGUAAAUAAGAUUAUAGCUCCUAUUAUUGCCUAGCUGGGUAAACUCUUUUCUAAUCAUGAAUCUGAAUAUAGCUGGAAUGGAGAGUGGGUUUGCUAGUAUUUUAAGUUCCCAUUACCUGUGGCAAAACUUAAAUUAGCAUUAUCCUGCCCACAGCUGAGAAAAUUUCCCUGUAUAAAUCAAAUAGGAUUGUUGAUUCACUGAGAAAGUUUUGACAGCUAUCUUUGUAUAUCAUUCAAUGCUUAACCCUUAAUAAACAUGCUUUUGAUUAUUAUAAUAAUGAAAAUAGCUUGAAACUAUUAAAUUACAGUGAAUUUAUCUUCUCAGUUAAUUCAUCUAGUUGGAAAGAUCAUCCUUUAUAUUAUUAGACUUAAGUAUUGUUCCUUAAUAUCUGAAAGCAGAAGACAGAAGCAAAACUAAAUGGCAAGCCUAAGUAAUUGCUUGUUUCUGAUUCUUUUAAUGCAUAUUUUAAAAAUAAAGUAAUUGGUUUAUAUUCAGACUUCCUCUGUGGCCUUUUCACUAUUUGUAGAUAAAGAAGGGAUUCUACUAAAUAUAUUUUUAAUGCGGUCUACUAAAUGUAAUUAAAUGUAAGUAGGGCAGUAAUGUACUAAUUGAGGUAAAAAUCAGAAAUGUACAAAAUUGCUUCUCACAUCACCUCACUUUUUAAAGACUGUUUCUCCUUUUAUGCUGUCUGGAAGUUAAUUAUACAUCAGCCUCAGGACACAGAAACAGAUGGAGCAGUGACAUGGGUGGGGGCCUUAGGUGAGAUGGAACAAAGAGAUCUACUUGUUUUUUUCAUGACAGUAUAGAUACUCUGAAAGGAGACGCAGUUUACAUAAUAGAGAUGUGGUUUAAUGAGGGUCAGAUGACUUUUUUAACUGGUGGUCAUUCUUAUUUUAACAAGAGGAGAGAGGAUCCUUUUGAAGCCCUUUUCAAUGUUCUUAGGGGGUGGUGUCAGGCUCUCUGAUCAGCAGCUGCACAGAUCAGUGAAGCCGGGAUUCCAAACUCCCAGAGCUGCUGUGUACAGAAACCCUGUGAAGGCAGGACUAGGCUUGGUUACACUGACGAUGGUGAAGUGUCAGAACAUCUAGACCGAAGGAACGAAGAGGGCCAGAUACCAGCUCUGCCAGAUGUCACGGAAAAGCUGUCAAAAUUAGCACAAAAGAACAGACUAUCAGUGUGCAAUUGAUAGGAAAAUAAAACUCCCCUCCUCCCUGCCUUUUAUAGCAUUCCUGGCUGAGCUAACAUUCAGUGGGAAAAAUACAAUUCGAUUUUAUACAUCCUUUUUUAAAAAUUCUGACAUUAUGAAAACUUUCCUUCCCUAGUUUUAAAACUUAAUCACAAAGAAUGAGAAAUAUUUAUUCUAUGUCCUAAAAUCAUCCCGGGGCCUAUACUAUAUUCUAUGUUCUUUUUCACACUGCUCUGAAAUGAAGUCUUGGGUGCUAGCAAAACAUGUGCUCAAUUUUAGAGUAGGUAGAAGCCUUUCUGAUGUGACCAUCCAUCCAUCUCAUUCAGGGAGUUGGAGCUUGGGAGAGAGUCACCCCAUAGCAUUUGAUGGUGUGCAGUGGGAGAGAUGAAGAUGACUGUGUCUGCCAGUAUUAAAAGUCCUUAGGUAACUUCUUAUUAUCAUCCAAAGAUGUUUCACUUACACACAAUCGGUUAAUUCAAGCAGAGUUUGAUUAGAACAGAAAUUUUAAAAGGAGUAAAUACACCUGAACAAUUUUUAAUCAGAAUAAUCAGUUAGAAAAAUAAUUUAGGAUAAAGAUAUUCUGUUUCAGAAAAGUCAGCUUACUUAUAUCCAACAGUGAGAAUGCUAGAGCCUUCUGAAUGUUUUCUAAAUGUAUCAUAUUUUACAACAUAAAGACAAUUUUGUUGAUGUAAUAUGUGUUAAGGUUUUAUCCCCCAGAGAUAACAUAUAAUUAUAAAUUAUAUUUUAAUUAUUUUUUUCUCCAUGUUCUUUAUUCUGGAAGAAAAUAAAGAUGUAGACAAUAUCAUAAAUAAGACAAACUUACAAAUUGUGGCAUUGAGCCAUGGUUUGCAAAUUUGGUAACAUAAUUUACCUAAAAUAAUAAACUAUUUUUAAUAAUAUAAGGGUUAAGGAUAACAGUCAAAGAAUACUGUAUUUAGACGUUCAAAUUUGCAUAUAGGGCAAAACCUCUCAAGCUUCUCAAAAUAAAAUCUGAGUCAAAGCUACUUUCGGUUAAAAUCAUUUGAACAGCACAUGACCUCUAACAAGAAACUAUGUGUUUUCAUACCCAAUGAAACCUCAAAUCCUAAAAACAAUUCCAUUGUUGCCUCCCAACAAGCUUUCCUCUAUGGCUAAUAUAACUAACUUUCAAGCCUAAUAAGAGAGUAUGGGUUUCUAUUUAGAUGGGUGAUCUGUAUCAUUAUAUUUGUGUAUAAUCACUUAAAAGUCCUCCUUUUUUAUAGCUCUUUUGGUUCAAAGCAUCCUAGUUAAAGCGAAGCAAAACAUUAUGAAACCUCCCUUUAAAUCUUAUUGGUAUAAAUCAUCAUGUUGAAAUAAAAAUCCAACUUUGGCUUGGAAUCUUAAAUAAAUUGAUUUUGUAUUAUUUGACUAGAAAUUAUUGUCAAGAAGAAAAAACUAAUUCUUAUAGUAGAUCUCAUUUUAGCCAAGAAGGAUAAGGUAACCUAGAUGACUGUAUAAUUAUCUACAGUAAUUCAGGGAAGUUUUUUGAUUUUUGAUUUUUGGUCUUGUUGUGAAAAGAUAAUUACUAGUGGAUAGCAGCCAAAAUUAUUAUUCCUGUUUUUAAAAUUUGUUUCAAGUGUAUCACCAAGCACUUACAAAAUCCAUUCUUUUCUUUUUCUUUUUUUAAAAGAUUUUAUUUAUUCAUUUAGAGAGAGUAGAGGGAGGGAGAAAGAGAGAGUGAGAAACAUCAAUCUGUGGUUGCCUCUCACGUGGCCCCCACUGGGAACUGGCCUGCAACCCAGGCAUGUGCCCAGCCUGGGAAUCAAACUGGCAGUCCUUUGGUGCGAAGCCUGAGAUCAAUCCACUGAGCUACACCAGCCAGGGCUAAAAGUCCAUUCUUUUCAUUUAUUAGGUAACUCAACUUAAUAAUAGGUACUCAUUGCCCUUUCUUUUGAUCCUUAAAAAUACUUUUUUAUCCUUUCUGAAAGAAUUCUCCUACUAAAAUGCAAAUGAGUACCUGUCUAUGGAAAGUAUCCCAUCUUAUGAGUAUAUUUGAAGUACUUUAGCUGGAUUCAGCUGGACUGCAAAAAAAAUUAAGAAAGGACACCAAUAUGGAAUAGAAAAAAAGAUAGAAAAAUCAAGUUUUGCAUAUAUUUAAAUAAUGUCUAUAGCCCAACACCGCUAACCUGGAAUGAAAAAGCUAAAAAUAGAUGGUGAGGCUAACUGAUUACAGUUGACCCUUGAACAAUACAGGUUUGAACUGUGCAGGUCCACUUACACAUGCAUUUUUCCAACAAAUACACAAGUGGCCCUUUAAUCUCCAGAUUUUGCAUUCAUGGAUUCAAGCAACUGCAGAUAGAAAACAGUAACUUCAAUCUGUGGCUGGGAAUCCGUGGAUGCAGAAGACCCACUGCACUCAAUGUCCCAUGCCAUUUCAUAUACGGGACUUGGACAUCCAUGGAUUUGGGUAUCUGCCAGGGUUCUAGAAUGAAUCCCGCUCAAAUAUCCAGGGACAACUGAGUUUUGGGGGAGUCACAGUUAUACAUGGAUUUUCAACUUCAUGGGGGUUGGUGGCACUAAUUUCUCACAUUGUUCAAGGACCAACUACAUAGAUAUUAAACACAGUAUCAUAGUUAACAGAAUACAAAAUUCAGCAUGUCAAACUUUGAUAAAAGAGAAACUUAAGUAUGCUAAUAAGAGUGAAACUAUUAAAAGGGACUAAAAUAACUUCUUCCAUUAUGUAUACCCACCAGUAUAGACGUUUUCUGUUGGGAAAACUUGGUAUUAUGUCUUUAAUCAAUACUGGCUGUAUGAUCUAAUUAAAUAUUAGUGUAUUCUUUAUGAUAACGAGAACCCAUGCAAGAGUCUAAAUAUUGAGUGUGGCUCAAUAUCAACAGAAUUUAAUAUUAUUUCUUAAUGAGACUGCUGGUGAAUGUAACAUGAGUGGACUAUAUGUAAAGGUAUUCUGCGAAGUAAACUAAUUAGGUUCUUAAAGUUUCUCAGUAUUCUCAGCCUCUCUCUCUGUCUUUUAUUCUAUCUUUUCCUUCUCUCUCCUCCCUUUUUCCCUUCCUACUUUCUCUUCUUGCCUCCUUUCCUCCUCCUCACAUUCCUCCUUUCUCUCUUUUUUCUCUUUUUGUUGCUCUCUUAUGAGGAUGUAAAAACUGAAUAUUAUUUUGGUGCCCCCCCAUUUCAAUGUUACAUGGUUGAACACUGUGGGCUAGUGAGUAAGGAAACAAGGGUGGACAUUAGAUAUAGAUCAUUUGGGUUAGAAAUUGAUCUAACCCAAUGAGAAAAUUGAGACCUGGGCUUCCAGAGACUUCAUAUGUUAAGAGAAAUAUGGCUCUAAAAAUAUAUAUGUUGUUUCUUUUAGCUGAAUUUAAACAUUUUCUUAAGAGGUAUUAGGACAAACCUUUUAGGACAACCUCAUAUUUUUCCCCUACAAACAUCUUAAUUUAGAAAAAUUAUUUGAUUUUUAAAUAGUAAAAUUUUACUUGGGUAUCACGCUGCUAAAGAUUGAAACAGAAAAAAGUAUCUCCGUAUCUCCUAUUUGUAGGGAAAUUGUUUCCUAUAAACUACUUUCCAAUAAGGUGAAUAUACCAAAUACAACAUACUUUUACUAUCUCUUUACCCAGAAGUGACCAAUAACGGGUCUUGCUUCCUGUACAGCCCUCUGUAACUUGGUUUCACACAGUAUGGCAUUUUGAAUUCUUUUGUGAGGGUCUGAAAACAUUUGCCAUCAAUGUUAUAAGGCUACUCUAUUGAAAAAGCAACAUACAAUGUACUUCAUAAUUGUUAGCUCCAUGUCUUUGAGAUUUUGACAUAUAUUCAAAUAGCUAUUUAUAACCAUAACUUUUAUUUAUUUGCCAGAAUUAACAAAUUGCCAAGUUCUUAAGUACAAAAAGACAGGUUGGGUCAUUUUAUGAUACAUCAAGGGAUCAAUCAUUUAUGAAUCUCAAUUCAAAGCCAUUUUUUGCAGGGAAAUUUCAAUUAUUUAUAGCAGACAUUUUUAUUCAUAAGGAACAAAAGUAAAAUAUCUUAUUGAAAAAAUAAGAGUGAGGAAGACAGAAGAGUAUGUGCUUGAAUUUUAGGUACCCUCAACACUACAAUAAUUUUAACAGUACUUCAACAAGAUUUAAAGAAUCUUUAAUUUCUAAAACUAAAUAUUUUAUCUUAUUUAUGUUUUGCUUGUGUUAGUGUACUAGUAUUACAUUCAAACUACUUCACAUAUUGUCUCCAUGAUGUUGUUUGUGUUCGGUAAUGGAAAAUAUAUAAAAAUGAUACAGCUUUUUUCUCUCUGGAAAGAUACGCUUCACUACAUCAAAUGCCUUUGACUUUUGGGUCUUAUUCUCAUCUGGACUUCUUUGUCACACGCCUCAGGGUUCCUCUACUCUAUUGCAUCAGACAGUCAAACAAAGAUAGGGAUAUGAGAACUUUGGAAAAUUAAACAAUUCUAAAAGGAAGAAUUUCUGUGUUAAUCAAUUAUGUAUUUUACACUGAUCAAAUUAUUUUGAAACUGUGAGAAAAACAGGCAGCUACCAUAUACAUUGACAGUUAUGAAACUACCAAUUAAUUUCUUCCUGUGAUUUUCAGUCGUAAGAAAGCAUUUGUCUUGAAAUGAUAGACAAUCAUAAUACUUAUUCAAAUUAAGAAAUAGGACCCUUAAUAACUUUAUCAUUUCUUAUUUCUUGAGGGAAACAUUUUUUAAUAAUGAAUGUAAAAAUAGAGAAAAUGUAGUUGAGGAAAAACAGAAGAAAUUGAGAUGAAAUUUGCCCAGCUGGGACCCACAGUCCCAUUUUCCCUCUAUCCUGUUGUCUCCUGCUGAAUUGAUACGUAAGGCCUAGUUUGGUGAGCUACUAAUUGUUGUCUCCUUUAAGAAUCUGUAGAUGGGCAAAAAUUACUCUAUGUGGAAAUUGAAUCACAUCAUCAUGUUUGGUUAUGCUUACUAAGGAAGUCAGGUUUGGUUCAAAUAGAAAAAAGUGGUUAAUGGUUUUUCAGAGUUGAAUGACCAGAUUUUUCCUUAUUAAAAAAAAAUCUUCCUGAGAAUUUUGCCUUGGAAACACUCAAGUUUUAUAACAGCUGCCUGUAACUACGUUAUAACAUUGUUAAUCAAGUGACAAAACUGUCUGAUUAUGCUUAAAAUGUACCAAAUAAGUAUAUUCCAGAAAUGAUACAUAUCAUUCUUUAUUUCAAAAUCAACCUACCUGACUUCUGAUUUUUCAGCUGUGAGUAGCCAUUUUACAAAACCAAAGGGUAUCAUAUCCCAAACAGUACUUUAGAUUAAAAAAAAAUGCCUGCUCAUUUCAGUGCGUAUGAUAAACAGCCAAUGCAUCUCCAUCAAACAUUCAAGCGUAUAUAAUAAUAAAUAGGAUUCUCAACCCACUUAGUAAAAAUACAUAGUUACAAUAUGCUGGGCCUUCUUUCACUUCCUCUGCAUGGGGUAGGUUUCACUUAACCAGACACAUGAUUAUUUUAAUGUUUUGUCCAAUUCAUUAGCUGUAAUUUCACAGGUCUAAAUUUUUGGUUUGGUCUGCAAUGUAAAUAAUAUUGUAUAUCUGCUAUUUUGCUAUCAGAUUAUACUUUGUGAAUCAUUUCUUUUAAAAAUCUAGUUAUCAUAAACUUAUAUUACAAUGUCAUCAAAUAAUACCAGGUAAUAUAUACUAAUAAAUCUGUAGGGCAUGGUUAAAUUACACAUAUUUUGAAAUGUCAAGCUAUUUUUCAUUUUUUAAAGGAUGAAUGCAUCUUCUAAGCCUGUACCAUUAAUUUAAAAAACAGUUUCAUUUAAUGUUUCAUAUUAUAUUUUAAAAUAGUUUUCUUUAUUCAGUAAUACAGGUUUAGAGAAAUGACAAAACAUGUCUCAUUUCACUAGAAUUUUAAGAAUACUAGUAAAUGUAAAAGUAUGCAAGCACUUAUAGGAUUAUAAACAUCUACUGUAUCUUUUUGCUUUUCAUGUUAUACCACUUUUUAUUUAUUUGAUUAUGUUUACUCAUAAUUAUGUUAAAUUGUGCACAAUGUAAAUAGCGUGUUUCAUUAUGCAAAAUGUCUUUGUAUUUCACACUGCGGAACAAGGUAAAUUUGUAUAUGAAAAAUAAGUGAUGAAAACCUGGGUUUCUUAUAAAACAAAGUAGAAAUGAUAGUAGUGUGUUAUAUUUACAUAAUUCAUUACAAAACUAUCUGUUUAAGUCAUGCAUUUAUUUACUGUAUAAAUCUAAAUUGUCACAUAAAAUAU
Molecule: messenger RNA, 16638 nt
Organism: Artibeus jamaicensis (Jamaican fruit-eating bat)
Lineage: Eukaryota; Metazoa; Chordata; Mammalia; Chiroptera; Phyllostomidae
Gene: GUCY1A2
Product: guanylate cyclase 1 soluble subunit alpha 2
Exons: 8
Coding region: 419-2596 (725 amino acids)
Biological process (GO): response to oxygen levels; cGMP biosynthetic process
Cellular component (GO): guanylate cyclase complex, soluble
Molecular function (GO): heme binding; guanylate cyclase activity
Source: RefSeq, a predicted model, not a curated record